GGAGAAAUUAUCCAACUGCCAACUUGUACUUUAAAAGUGUGUGGAGAAUCGAAUGUUUGUUGAUACAAUAUGUUGAUAGUGAAGAUGAGUUUUUAAAAGAUAUGGCAAAGAAUAUGAAAAAUAAAUUUGAUAAAUAUUGGGAAAAAUUAUAGUGUUGUUCUUUCUUUUGCUGCCAUGAUGGAUCCUCGUUAUAAAUUUCAAUUGAUCAAAUAUUGUUUUGAACACUUGGAUCCUCAAAAUGGAUCCUGGAAAGCCAACCAAGUCAAAGACAAACUCUAUGAUUUAUUUGCGGAGUAUGUAAGGAAUGAUACUCCCUAUGGCCAUGAAGCUAGUAGUAAUGUCGUGGAUGAUGAUCUUCCUGGAUUUUCAUCUUUUGCUGGAGGGACUAGUGGAAAUUUGUCACAAUUAGAUAUUUAUCUUGACGAGUCUAAGCUUGAUCAUCAUCUUGAACUAGAUGUAUUGCAAUGGUGGAAAACAAAUGAAACUCGACAUGCCCAGGUUGCGCGUAUGGCAAGGGGUUUAUUAGCCAUUUCAAUUAUUACUGUUGCAUCCGAGUCAGCUUUUAGCUUAGGAGGUAGAGUGCUUACUAAGUAUAGAGCUUCUCUUCAACCGGAUAUUGCUGAGGCUUUAAUUACUAGUCGUAGUUGGCUAUUUGGUUAUAAAGUAAAAGAAGAUCCACUUGAAAAUGGAUUAGAGGUUGAUCUUCAACCAAUAUUGGAUAUUCUAAUGUUUUAUGAUAACCAGUUGGAUCAAUCCGAACCUGCCCGAAACCUUGAGUGA
Messenger RNA from Amaranthus tricolor (Joseph's coat), 780 nucleotides. Its product is annotated as zinc finger BED domain-containing protein DAYSLEEPER-like. The transcript has 4 exons. Gene Ontology annotation, molecular function: protein dimerization activity. NCBI's taxonomy places the organism in Eukaryota, Viridiplantae, Streptophyta, Magnoliopsida, Caryophyllales, Amaranthaceae. The coding region runs from base 175 to 780 and encodes 201 amino acids. The record is from RefSeq and is a predicted model, not a curated record.